AUGAGGGACUUAGGGUUCAGGGUGCUGCAGACUGCUCCGUUCGGCGGCAGCAACAGCAGCCCUGCGCCCGCGUUCAGCAGCGGCCCAUACUGCCCCUUGGCCGCGGUCACCGCCCCGCUGCCUGCCGCCACGCCCUUCGGGCCGCGGUCGCCGCCGUUGCCUGUCACCGGUGGCUCGGAGGCCGCCUCCCCCUUCGCCUUCCCCUUGGGCUGUGGCCGCGUCGGCCGCUUGCUAGCUUCCUCUUCCUCGUCACGGCCGGCGCACCCGCCGGCCAUGCAGGAUGAGCUGCUGGUGGGCCUGACCCAGCAGCCGGCGCGGCCGCUCUCGGGGGCGGUGGCCGCCGAUCAGCUUCCCAGCCCGCAGCCCGGUGGCGGCGGCACGAACGCGGGUGUGACCCACCUCCUCCCCUCCCAGGACUUCCAACCGAGUCUGCACCUCCCCGCCUCCUCCUCCGCCUCCUCCUGCUGCUGUGACCGCACCUCCUCCCCGCAGGACUUCAGUCAGCAGCCGCCGCCGCAGCAGCUGAGGAGCCAGAAGAGGAAAGAGUUCAGCCCCCCGCGCCUUCCCCACCCUCCGGACUUGCCGCUCCUCCAGCGCCCGCCGCCCCAGCCGCCCUUCGGCCGCCCGCACCCGCCGCCGGACUUGGUCCCGCGGCCGCGUCGAGCCGAGUUGCCCCCUCUCCCGCAGCUCCCGCCUCCCCCAAUGCGGGCUUGGCAGCCUCGACGACGCCGGUCGCCCGUCAGCCCGCAGCUGCAGCAGCAACACCAGGCGGCCGCCGCCUUCCUGCAGCAGAGGAACUCCUACAACCACCACCAGCCUCUUCUGAAACAAUCUCCUUGGAGCAACCAUCAGAGCAGUGGCUGGGGCACUGGAAGUAUGUCCUGGGGAGCAAUGCAUGGCAGAGAUCAUCGUAGAACUGGAAACAUGGGAAUUCCAGGAACUAUGAAUCAGAUCUCUCCUUUGAAGAAACCGUUUUCUGGUAAUGUCAUAGCCCCACCAAAAUUCACGCGAUCCACUCCAUCGCUGACCCCAAAGUCUUGGAUUGAAGAUAAUGUAUUCAGAACAGACAACAAUAGUAAUACACUCUUACCCUUACAGGUGAGAUCUAGUUUGCAGUUGCCAGCUUGGGGCUCAGAUUCACUCCAAGAUAGUUGGUGCACUGCAGCCGGAACAUCCAGAAUAGACCAGGAUCGAAGUAGAAUGUAUGACAGUUUGAAUAUGCACUCUUUGGAAAAUUCCCUUAUCGACAUUAUGAGAGCGGAGCAUGAUCCUCUGAAGGGUCGAUUGAACUAUCCACAUCCAGGGACUGACAAUCUGCUGAUGUUAAAUGCAAGGAGUUAUGGGCGAAGACGAGGUCGUUCUUCCCUCUUUCCAAUAGAUGACGGCUUGCUGGAUGACGCUCAUAGUGAUCAAGUUGGUGUUUUAAACUCACCCACAUGUUAUUCAGCCCAUCAAAAUGGAGAGAGGAUAGAACGUUUCUCUCGAAAAGUUUUUGUUGGUGGUCUUCCUCCUGAUAUUGAUGAAGAUGAAAUAACAGCAAGCUUCAGAAGGUUUGGGCCUUUGGUAGUAGACUGGCCUCACAAAGCCGAAAGCAAGUCCUAUUUCCCACCAAAAGGCUAUGCAUUCCUUCUCUUUCAAGAAGAGAGCUCCGUUCAGGCUCUGAUUGAUGCUUGCAUUGAGGAAGAUGGGAAGCUCUAUCUGUGUGUGUCCAGUCCCACUAUCAAGGACAAACCAGUUCAGAUCCGUCCUUGGAACUUAAGUGAUAGUGAUUUUGUGAUGGAUGGUUCUCAGCCUUUGGAUCCCCGAAAAACAAUUUUUGUAGGAGGUGUGCCUAGGCCAUUAAGGGCUGUGGAACUUGCUAUGAUAAUGGACCGGCUGUAUGGUGGAGUUUGUUAUGCAGGAAUUGAUACAGAUCCUGAGCUCAAAUACCCAAAAGGUGCUGGACGUGUUGCUUUCUCUAAUCAGCAGAGCUACAUUGCUGCCAUCAGUGCUCGGUUUGUCCAGCUUCAGCAUGGUGACAUUGAUAAACGCGUGGAGGUGAAGCCAUAUGUGCUCGACGACCAGAUGUGUGAUGAAUGCCAGGGCGCACGCUGUGGUGGGAAAUUCGCUCCUUUCUUUUGUGCCAACGUCACUUGCCUGCAGUAUUACUGUGAGUUUUGUUGGGCAAACAUCCACUCUCGUGCAGGACGUGAGUUCCAUAAGCCAUUGGUAAAGGAAGGUGCUGAUCGCCCACGUCAGAUCCACUUCCGCUGGAACUAA
Messenger RNA from Chrysochloris asiatica (Cape golden mole), 2259 nucleotides. It is a transcript of the gene CPEB2, whose product is annotated as cytoplasmic polyadenylation element binding protein 2. Bases 1 to 2259 code for a protein of 752 amino acids. The transcript is spliced from 14 exons. Gene Ontology annotation, molecular function: mRNA regulatory element binding translation repressor activity; translation factor activity, RNA binding; mRNA 3'-UTR binding. The record is from RefSeq and is a predicted model, not a curated record. Gene Ontology annotation, biological process: negative regulation of cytoplasmic translation. Gene Ontology annotation, cellular component: nucleus; synapse; cytoplasm. Lineage: Eukaryota; Metazoa; Chordata; Mammalia; Afrosoricida; Chrysochloridae.